Messenger RNA from Cokeromyces recurvatus, 700 nucleotides. RefSeq lists its product as uncharacterized. NCBI's taxonomy places the organism in Eukaryota, Fungi, Mucoromycota, Mucoromycetes, Mucorales, Mucoraceae. The record is from RefSeq and is a predicted model, not a curated record. Bases 212 to 664 code for a protein of 150 amino acids. The transcript has 2 exons.
AAUAGAGAAGAGGAAGCAGAAUUCUUGGAUGAAGAAGGUAUGAGGAAAUAUCAAUAAAAAAAAAAAAAUAAAGAGCUCCAUUUAACAGAAGAAUUAGAACAAGAAAAACUAAUUCAGGAGCUUCGAGAACAAAACGAUUCAGCAAAUUUAAAAAUUCAGGUUGGAUUAAUAUUUAUUGGUUGCAUGUUAUCCAUAUUGUAAAUCACACCUAAUGUGCCAUCUUUUCAAAUAUAAUAACAUGGUUUAUAAUAGGUUUUUUAUUUUAUUAUUUCAAAAAGGUUUACCAAUAAUUAUACCAAUAUCACGAUUAUAUCAGCCAACAGAAUUAGUUAUAAACUCACCUAAACUUGCAAUUAUUACGAGUGUUUUAUCUAUUUUUAUGUCUAUCUUUACAUUGGUUUUAUCGUCAAGAAUUCAACUCUGUUCACAGCAGAUCAGUAAAAUUAAGGAAAAAAUACCCUUAAAAUAUACAGUCAUAGUAACUGUUUUAACUGGAUCUAUAGCACCUAUUAUGUCCCUUGAUACCACUUUAAUUGAAUUUAUAUUUUGGUCAAUACCAUUCAUGUUGAGUAUUAUGUAUUAUAUAUCCUUCUAUAUGAUAAAUCAAGUGUAUGAAGGCCUUGACGAAUUAGAAGGCUCUAAAUACAAAUAUAAAGGUGCUUAAAAAAAAAAAAUUGAAGUAGCUUAGUGACAAUAAAAU